CAGGACCCCCGGGACCCCCUGGAGCCCCGGGUCACCCAUGAGGCUGGAGGCCGCGGCAAGGAUGGAUCUGUUCAGGAAACUAUGGAGGGCGAGGAAACUGAUCGUUGUGGUGUUCAUUCCGCUGUCCCUGCUUCCCCUGCCGCUCAUCCACCCCACCAGCGAGGCAUGUUGUGCAUACGUGUUGAUGGUGACGGCCGUCUACUGGGUGUCAGAAGCUGUUCCCCUGGGUGCUGCUGCUCUGGUCCCUGCCUUUCUUUACCCACUCUUUGGAGUGCUCAAGUCAAGUGAGGUGGCAGCAGAGUACUGUAAAGACACCACUCUGCUGCUGAUGGGAGUCAUCUGUCUGGCAGCGUCCAUAGAGAAGUGGAACCUGCACAAGCGCAUCGCUCUGCGCAUGGUGAUGAUCGCUGGUGCAAAGCCUGGCAUGUUGGUGCUGGGCUUCAUGUGCUGCACGGUGUUUCUGUCCAUGUGGCUCAGCAACACGUCCACCACCGCCAUGGUGAUGCCCAUCGCUGAGGCCGUCCUGCAGCAGCUGAUCUGCACCGGUCUGGCCGACAGCCACGACGACUCGGUGGACGGCCUUGAGGAUGACAGCGCUGUUUCAAGCAGAGAGGAAAACCUGGAGAAGAACCAGUUAGAAUGGUACUACCGUAACGAAUUGAACGACAGUACGAAGGGGGAGCGCCGCACACUGAGCGAGGGAGUGUCUGGGGAGGCCAACGGCUUGGGCCUGCAGCCGGUUCUGAACAAGACAUUUGUCAGACCCACCAACGGACACCUGCCACAGGUUGCCAUUGAGAUCCCAAACGUGAAGCGAGUGCGGGCCAGGAGAGACUCCCAGUAUCCCACCAAGAGGGAUCACCUGAUCUGCAAGUGCCUGUCGCUCAGCAUCACCUACGCUGCAACCAUCGGGGGGCUCAUCACCAUCACGGGAACGUCCACCAACCUCAUCUUCGCCGAGCAGUUUAACAAUCGAUAUCCAGAGGCAAAGGUGAUCAACUUCGGCACGUGGUUCAUCUUCAGCUUCCCCAUCGCCAUCAUCAUGCUGGUCCUCACCUGGCUGUGGCUGCACUUCCUCUUCCUCGGCUGCAACUUCAGAGAAACAUGCUCGCUGAGUAAGAAACGCAAAACCAGACGGGAGAUGAUGUCAGAGAGGAGGAUUCAGGAGGAGUAUGCAAAACUGGGUCCCAUCAGCUACCCUGAGGUGGUGACGGGUGUUUUCUUCAUCCUGAUGACCGUGUUGUGGUUCACCAGAGAGCCCGGUUUCGUGCCCGGCUGGACGUCCCUCUUUGAAAAGAAGGGCUACAGGACGGAUGCAACAGUCUCAGUCCUCCUAGGGUUCCUGCUCUUCCUCAUCCCUGCCAGACGACCCUUCUCCUCUUCCUCCUCCAGCUGCAGAAACUCGGCCUCAGACAAUGACGCGGAGGCCGAUCCACUUGCUCCCAUGAUCACUUGGAAGGAUUUUCAGAGACUGAUGCCUUGGGAGAUCGUCAUCUUGGUAGGGGGAGGUUACGCACUGGCCGCCGGCUGCAAGGUGUCGGGCCUGUCGGUGUGGAUCGGCAGACAGCUGGAGCCCAUGAGCGGCCUCCCCCCCUGGGCCGUCACCCUGCUGGCCUGCCUGCUGGUGUCGGCGGUCACCGAGUUCGCCUCCAACCCGGCAACUCUCACCGUGUUCCUGCCCAUCCUGUCAGCACUGUCGGAGACUCUGCUCAUCAACCCUCUCCACACUCUCAUCCCGUCCACCAUGUGCGUGUCAUUUGGGGUCAUGCUUCCAGUGGGGAACCCCCCCAACGCCAUCGUCUUCAGUUAUGGCCACGUGCAGAUCAGUGACAUGGUGAAAGCAGGUUUCGGGGUGAACCUGAUCGGCGUGGCGGUGGUGAUGUUGGCCAUCAGCACGUGGGGAGUCCCCCUCUUCAACCUGACGGAGUUCCCUGCCUGGGCCGUGGCCAGGAACGUCACGGGAGGCUUAUAACCGCCGCUGGGAGGGCAAGAUGACGGGACGCAUCGCUGAAAGACAAAACAGAGGAGAAAGACUUUCUGUGAAGAUGAUGAUGAUGAUGGCUGUUGUGUCAACAGGACGCUCUUCCUCCGGAUGAGACUAAUCAAACCUGGAAUGGAGGAGGAGGUGGAAGAACCAGACCUGUUACAGAUGUUUGAUCUUACAGUUAUACCGGCCACGUCACUGUGUCACGUGCACGGAGAGACAAACACUUUGUCUAAGUGGCCACUAGGGGGCAAGACCCAAACUUCUAGGAAAGGUUUCUCUUCACCUCUGUCAGUGAAUCAUUAAAAACAACAAAACAAGAACUAACAUUUGGUUUUUAAUUUUUUUAAAUAGAAAACAUGUUUUUAGAAAGCUUCUUCAGAACCAUAUCGUGCUGUUAGUUGAUGUUUUAAUAGAAAUGAGUUUUGUGGACAAUCUUUUUUUCUUUUCUUUUCUUUUCUUUUCUUUGUGGCAUUCUCUCUUCAGUUUUUCCUUCACUUAAAAGCGUUACUUCUCCAGUAGGUCACAUCCAUGCCGUGCACCCUGACCGGCUCUGUCCCCAGACACGGCCGACAGAUGCAACCCUCUCCCAGCUUUGAAUGUUUGGAUUACUGCGCUAUGUUAUGUGAUUACCGUGAGGAACUUCUUCACAUCGUGCAGAUGUUGUGCAUGACAUACUUUAGCCGGCGUGUCCAAGCACACUUCUACCAGCCAAGAAUCAGUUGGAGAGAAACUUUAGCUGCUUUUUUAAAACAAGAUAAAUGCAUCAAAAGAGCUGUCAACUACAGCUGCGAUGUCAUGUUUAGAUGCAUUUCAACCAGCGUCUUUUGUGUUCUCUGUCACCCAGAUUCUUAAUCAAUAACAAGUUUUUAACAGACAGAUUAAAUAGCACGUAUAUCCUUAGCAACUACUGUUAUCAGAAAUAUAGGCGAGCAAUGUUUUUACCAAAGUU
Molecule: messenger RNA, 2936 nt
Organism: Cololabis saira (Pacific saury)
Lineage: Eukaryota; Metazoa; Chordata; Actinopteri; Beloniformes; Belonidae
Gene: slc13a4
Product: solute carrier family 13 member 4
Exons: 16
Coding region: 38-1972 (644 amino acids)
Biological process (GO): monoatomic anion transmembrane transport
Cellular component (GO): membrane
Molecular function (GO): transmembrane transporter activity
Source: RefSeq, a predicted model, not a curated record